Molecule: messenger RNA, 1995 nt
Organism: Paramormyrops kingsleyae
Lineage: Eukaryota; Metazoa; Chordata; Actinopteri; Osteoglossiformes; Mormyridae
Source: RefSeq, a predicted model, not a curated record
AUGACUCCCACGGGGCACGGCAGAAGCGUCUUCCGGAGACCCCCGCGACGCCAGGUGCCAGUGAGCAAGGACCGCAGCCCGGUGCCGGUAGCGGAUCCCCGGCGCGCGGUCGGCUGUGACGCGUCUCCGCAGGAAGUUGUGGCCGGAAGCGACGCCUGGGAGAAGCCCAGCGAUGCGGUCGUGGACGAGCUGCCUCCGGGGAAGCAGCAGCUGAUGGAGAAGUUCUUCAGCCCAGUGCGGAGUGCCGGAGGAGGCACGGGCAAGAAGGGUUCAGAAGGAAAGCCAGCAGAGAAGGAUGCUCACCAGCGCCACCGUCAGCAAAGGGAGCACCAGCACCCACACCAUUACAACCAGCAGGGGGCGCAGUUGACAAAGAAUAAGCAAAAUCGUAGUUAUAGCACGACAGUGGGCAACAACCGCCGUCCUCAUCAUCACCAUGGCUACCACAGCACAGACCAUCGUAAUGGACACUUGCAUCAUCCUCACUGUGACCACCGUCAUUGCCAUUAUCACCAGCAACGACGUAGCACCAAUGGAACACCUCAUGCAUCGGGCCCAGAUUCCUCUACUUCCUCUGGUUCUUCGUCAUCUUCCUCUUCCUCCUCUUCUUCAUCUUCCACCUGGUCUUCUGAGUCCAGCCUGGAAAAUGAGACCUUCCUGGCGGACAGGAAACAGAAUCUAUACCGGCCGCAGCAGUCACGGUCCUGCACCGACAUCUCCAGUGGCAGAAGGGACUUCGAGGAUGAGGAAGAGGACACCAAGCCCUUACUUGAGGAUGAUAGUCAUCUAUACAAGUCUCUCAGCCUUGAACGUAACCCGGCCUCCCGCAAUACCGUAGAUGGACGGAGGCGGGCAGAAAAGCCCAAGAGAGCCGGUUCUUCCAACCUGUUCCCCACUAAGGGUAUUCUGAAGAACCGACAAGGACCAGGAAGUGGAUUGGCAAGUGCAGGCAACUUCCGCAAAGCUAAAUCCAUGGAAGCCCUGUCCCACAAAGGCGAGAGGGCAGGAACAGGGACAAGGUCUUGGAGUGAAGGACUAGGCAAGCCUAAGAUGGGCCCAAGUGACGUGGAGAGGAGGAAAGAGGAGGCCAGACAGAACUUGGUCAAAGAGAAGCUUCAGUUCUCUGCCUUCCUGAAUGAGAUAACCAGACGGGUCCUCAGCCCGUCCCGGCUCAGCUCCCUGGGCGUCGUAGGCAGCAGCCGGCCGAACAGCCCAGGCCAGAACUCUCUGAGGUACCCUGAAGAGGAGAGCAAGAGGCUUGAGGGAAAGAUGGAUAAAGGGAAGUUGGGAUGGCUGUGGGGGUGUCCCGAUAGUCUGGGCUCUGAGGCCUCCAGCAUCCAAUCCCUCUGCACCAGGCGCCCCCAGAUCACCAGGCAUCAGGACCCGAACCUCCCUCAUCCCCACCACCGCUCCCCUGCUGCUGGCUCCUCCCCCAACCCCCGCCACAGCCCAGGAGGCCACACCCCUGAAUACCACAGUGACACCAGCACCAGCCCCGAAAACAGCCUCCGCCUAGGACAAGGGCUGAGUAGUGGAUGUGGUGUGCAGUUCCAGGUUGGCUCUAAGACCCAGCUAACAGACGGGACCAGCACCAGCCCGGAGCUGAGCCCCCACCUGCCAAGACCCUCCCCCCGACAACCUCCCUCCCACCAUCAGCCACACAAUCCCCCCCCGCAAGCACACCACCACCAAAGGGCUCAGUAUAACCCUUCUCGCCAGCCCCCCCGCUCUACACCAGGACUCCUGGUCUCCCCCCACCUGGAAGCUCCAACAGCAGCCCAAGGGCUGGAGAUACGCUCCAGUCAGUCCAGUUCCUCUCAGAACACCACCAGCUCCAGUUCUAGGGAAAAACAUUUAUGUGAUAGCAACACUACCCAGGGCCUCAAGGUCAGUGGAGAGGAACUCCAGGGAGGGGGAGGGGGGCAUUUAGAUGUGGUUAAUUAUGUACACCAAAGUCCAUAUCUAUACCCCUGGUUCGGUUCGGCCAUUCACUAA